CUCGCCGCCAUCGCCACCCCCCCCCCCUUCCCUUUAGAUUACUACUCUGCGCUGGGGCGUCUCAGGCGUCGCCACCAUCGUCAAUAACAUCAGCUUUUGCGAAGGCUUGCUUAUCUCUCCUGUUGUAAUUGUGGUAGUUUGCCCUUCUCUCUACCUGAUUGAGUCUUCUUUGUCAGCCUCUGCCCUGAAGAGGAACGCACCACGUUCUAGGGCACCAGUUUGCGUCUUGUGUCCAUCUGCUGUUGUGUCGCGCUUUGUUUGCUUGUUCUUUGGAAAGGACUCUGGGUUUUGGACUUCGGUGGUUGACUUUGGCGGUGAAUUUAUACCUCGGUCGUAAUGGACGGUGACGUAAGGAAGGGCGUUGGAGGAGGUUUGGAGAGAGAGGAGAGGGAAGAGAGAGUGGAGCAAGGGAAUGAGGCUCUUCCCGAGAGGAAGAGACGGUUGCGAGAUGAGAACGAUGAGCGGCUGCGGGGAGACGAAAUGAGGCAGAAGGAGGGGGGCGUGGAGUACAGGAGCGAGUCCAGCCGGUGGGAGCACCGGCGAGGCCAUCACCGUGGCGGGAGCAGGAAUCGGGACUACCGGGAGCGUGGAAACCGGGACUCGAAAUCCGGCUACGACAGCCUAGCCAGCACGGACAAGAAAAAGAAGAGGAUAGAGGACAAGGAGAAGCAGCCGUGUACGAUUUUCGUGGGCGACCUAGAUCCUGACACCACGGCUGAGCAGCUCACAGAGUUGUUUAAGAAAUUCGGAAGCGUCGAAAAAUCGAAGAUAAAAGAAAACCAUUGCUAUGGGUUUGUGACGUUCGACAAGCGGGAGUCUGCGGAGGCUGCGAUUGCCGUCGGCCAAACGCCGGACGGUAUUGAGUUGCUGAAUGGCAAACAGGUGUAUGUGUCGUGGGCACUUGGAUCUCUGCCAGAGUGGAAAAAAGGAAUUGGCGGCUUUACUAUCUCUCCUGGGAAGGAUUUAUUAAGCGGUCACAGGUCUCGUAAAGGUGUCGUGAAGCCGUCCGUGUUAGCCGCUGCUACUGCUGCUGCAGCCGCUAAGGCUCAUGCAGUGCUUGCUGGGGAAAUGGCCCAGCCCAUGGAAUCCAUCGUUGGUGAUUACAGAGGAAGAGCAAUUGUUGCUUACGACGAUCUAUUGUGAAGUGAUUUGAGUAUGUAUAUUUUCGGCAUUGAUCGUGGAAUUGAAGUGCAGAAGAUUGGACGUGGGUUUUUGAAGUGUGGAAGAGGUGUAUUUAUGGAAUGCAACAUACUGUGAAGCUUUCUACGAGCUUGCGCAGGCGACAGCAGAAGAAAUGUCUGCAUGUUUUUUCUGCAGUCAAGAUUUGAAGCCAUUGAUCGUGAACCUAAGCGCUGCCCAAAAAGCCUUCUAGGUCAGACGGGUGGGAAGGAUAGGUAGUAGAAUUUCUAGCCUUGGCCGUCUGGAGAACAAGAGUAAGCACCAAGUUUCCUACUCGUGAAACUGUAUUCCGACAACUUGUAACAAUAUGGAAGUGUUAUUGAUUAUCAGUGGCAAUUUUGAUUAAUUUCUGUCAAUCAGCGACGGGAGAUGAUGUUUUGGACAAUUCAAGUUGCGGUUGACCAAGCACUGUUCAGCUGAGUACUCAUGGUACCAAUAAGCUAUAUUUGGUUAUAUCUAUAGAUAGUGACAUACUGUGCAAUAUGUCGAGCGAGUGAGGAAUCAGUACGGAGUAUACUUGUAGAGUAAAGAAGAUAUGUUACGGUUUUUGCUUUAAAAUUUUGACUGUAUUUCCAGCAUAUUUAACGUGAAUGCAAAGAGACGAAUUUGUUUUUUA
Physcomitrium patens is the source of this 1795-nucleotide messenger RNA. RefSeq lists its product as uncharacterized. The record is from RefSeq and is a predicted model, not a curated record. NCBI's taxonomy places the organism in Eukaryota, Viridiplantae, Streptophyta, Bryopsida, Funariales, Funariaceae. Gene Ontology annotation, cellular component: nucleus; mitochondrion. Gene Ontology annotation, molecular function: RNA binding.